UAGGGACAUAGAUUCAUCGCACACUGUAGGACCCUUUCGGUUCUCAUUCCUCUUGAAUCUCUUUCCAGAUUUCCACUCAUUAGGUUAUCCGAUAACGAAACUGGCUCAAGGCACAUUGAGUGUGCACUUUUUAUCAACAACUGGCGAUUCACGAAUAGUUGAUAGUCUUUCUUUCGAAUACCCUCAUUUGUUAUUUAUAUUUCUAACGCUCCAGCAGCAUGCCCAAGUCGUCACUCACUCUUUUCGGCCUGCAAAUCUAUUGGUUUAUCGCAUUAUUUUUCACUAUUUCAGUCGCCGGACAAAGCCAAGAAACACGAAGUGUUCGUCCUGUUGAUCCUUCAUAUGCUCCCAGACGCCAGUUGGCACAAACCGAACCGGCCUACAACAUAUCCCUAUACUACGCCGAGUCAGGUUACCAGGAUGCAGCCCACUAUGCUGCAAUUAUCUCUUGGUAUAUGCGUUAUCCGACUGUUGUGGCCUCGGAUCAUUCUGGAAUACGAUCGGUAAACUGUGAUACCAACGGCAUCUAUGUAGAAUUCUCCUCGCAAACCUUCAAAUUGAAAGCCGAGAAAUGGGCGUUUCCCCUAAUCAUCGUGUUGGAUGGCGACACUGGACACUGUGCUUCUGACGGACCUGGUCAGGAAAGAUACCACCCCUUCUAUGCGGAAUCACUUAUGCAGGGUCACGACGAUCAGACAACAACUUUGAGUCUUUCCGGCUUCCGGUCUCGAUGGGACGUAGUCGCUUACGAGCACCAAGUGCAAAUUGUUGAAGUGAAAGAUGGGCCAUCUGAACCGGCGCAAAAAUCGGCACACACACGAAGGGGAAUUCAGGCCCCAACGACGAUGAAAAUUUCGCCUUCCUUGAACUUUGAUAGCCAGGAGCAGAAGUGUUCGACCAGUGAACUUCCUAUCAACGUCGCAAAGUGGCAAAACGGAUCACUUGAUGUGAAAUGUAAAAAUUGUUUCCUUGAUUCAGAGUUACAACUUAGCAUCUACUGGGCGAGUCGUAUCCUCAAUGCUGGAAUUAAGUGUAUCAAUAAAAUCAUGAAAAAUCUUUACCGAGCGGAGCAGCAGCUUGUUGAAUUGGCUCGAUCAGCGAAGCACAUCGUCGUGUCCCAGUUUUCAAAGCUUAGCGAACAGUUGGCGGAUACGAUCUCAGGAUUUUAUAACCGAGUAAACGACCUUGCUUUGUCCACAGAUCAGACGGAGCAAUUGAAGUUGAAAGAAGAGUUGGGAAAAGCCACCUCCUCUGUUGAGGACACCAGUAGCCGAUUACUUGGUCUUGCAGAAGGUCAGCUGGCAAUCGGUCUCAUCUCUGCUCGCAUAUCUCGCCGCGACGUAUUUCUAGCCAUCCAGCAGCUGAAGGAGAUCGUAGCAAGCACCAGCAGUGAAUUAGAGCUUAUGAUACAACGCGGAACUCAGUUGGUGAUCGAUGAACUAAGCUUGCCACUGUGUACGAUUUCGCAAGAGAAGAACUUUCUGCGGAGCGGAGGCUUUUGUCGCAAACGGCGCAAGGAAACGUCGGCGCGAUUGACUGGACGUAUGAAAGUCAAUUUUGAUGUGGAACUCUGUCUGACUGGGGCUGGUGAACUUACGAAUGGGGACGUGACUGUUCUUUCUGUUAAUCUAGCAGGACUGCAAAUCCCAGGUAUAUUAUCUGUUGGUCCGCAAGCUCGAUUAGUCAGUCACACUGGCUUGGUCUUCACAAGCUCUGCAACCCUGACACUUGGCGCCGAGGCCGAGUGGCGAAACAUCGACACCACCAUCGACGGUAAAAAUCGGAAGCUCAGUAAAUUGGACAAGAGCAAUUUUGUUUUUCGUCACCACCAUCCUCAGUUCGAAAUCAACCCUCAAAAGAUUUCGCUGGAGCAACACUUCAAACCACAAGUGACAUUUGGGAUCCAGCUGCUACUUGGUUCUCAGGCCUUGCUUGCGGGGAUCGGAGCCGAUGUCGGUUUAAUCAACACUCUUCAACUACCUACACCAACUUCUAAACAAAAGAAGCCUUGUUCGGAUGGCUUCAAGCUGCGGCAAUUAGCCAAGGCUCAUACCCUCUUCUCGUUGCACCAAACCUUACAGUAG
Molecule: messenger RNA, 2084 nt
Organism: Puccinia graminis f. sp. tritici CRL 75-36-700-3
Lineage: Eukaryota; Fungi; Basidiomycota; Pucciniomycetes; Pucciniales; Pucciniaceae
Exons: 3
Coding region: 219-2084 (621 amino acids)
Source: RefSeq, a predicted model, not a curated record